Messenger RNA from Gigantopelta aegis, 2952 nucleotides. RefSeq names its product atrial natriuretic peptide receptor 1-like. The transcript is spliced from 21 exons. The coding region runs from base 1 to 2952 and encodes 983 amino acids. The record is from RefSeq and is a predicted model, not a curated record. Gene Ontology annotation, biological process: receptor guanylyl cyclase signaling pathway; protein phosphorylation; intracellular signal transduction. Lineage: Eukaryota; Metazoa; Mollusca; Gastropoda; Neomphalida; Peltospiridae. Gene Ontology annotation, molecular function: ATP binding; peptide receptor activity; guanylate cyclase activity.
AUGACAAGGACACAUCGCUCUGGAAUACACAUCAUGCAUCUUCACGACUCAUGUAGGCAGCGCCAUCUUGAUUUCCACACACCAAAUGCCCUCUCGCAGGAGCUUCUAGUGUUUUUAUGGGCUCUGUUGUAUGCUCUUUCUUGUUGUGAUGCCGGCUGCAAGAUCGGAAUCAUCAACCAUGAUCUAAUAGGGAACCUAAAGAUUCUUUGGAUGGUUCCAAAAAAACACCCAGACUUCAACAUCUCCACAAGCAUUGGACCCAUGGCCAUGGCGCUUAAACGAAUAAGGGAUGAACAAAUGUUGCCUGUAUACGACGGUUUCGAUGUCACGUGGAUUGAUUCUGAGUGCAAUAGCCAGAAAAGUGUCGGUCGCUUCACAGAAUACAUCAUGUCGAACGGAAACGCCGACGUAAUCAUAGGACCACCAUGCAGCAGUGUAUACGUGUUCUAUUCAAUCAGUGAAACAUUCAAGUGGACUCGAGCAGCUAUCCUAUAUGUGAACGAUGUGCCGAGUAUACAGACACUGGCCCUGACCAUGAUUAGCCAGUUUAUCAAAGACAAGGCCUACGAUCUCGUCAAGCAAUACCCCGUGUCGGCGGCGUCUACCAGGAAAGAACUGAACGCCAUUUUUAUUUUGAUAAUGGUACCAAGACGCCAACUGCGGAUGUACAUGCUGGCGUUCCACGACUAUGGGCUGACGAAUGGCGAAUAUCAGUUUCUCUUCACCGAGAUCGACCUGGAUGAGGUGAAUGUUCUCACGAGGGGGAUGAUAUGGCGAGGGGAUGAUGGCCGGAAUGAUGACGCCCGCAGCGCGUUUGGAAGUCUGCUUUACUUCACCUUUGUGUAUGUCUCGGACCAUCGGUGGACAGGUAUGAUGGAAGCAUACGAAGAAAUGUUCCCCAAAUCCACUGCUCCAAAACCAGUUGUGCCAGAUCGUCAUUCAACCUUCCUGUACGACGCUAUGCUAUUGUACGCAGCAGUAGUAAACGACACCAUUGCAAACGGGAAAACCCCUAACGGGACGGAAAUCUUCAAGGCGGUCCAGUACAAAAGACGUUUCGGAACCUCUGGGGAGGUGUUUAUGAACGGCGUGGGCGAUCGCUUCCCCAGUUUUGUUGUGUGGGAUCUCGCUCCGGAUGGUAAUUUCCAGAAGGUCCUCACCCUUAACUUCUCCGCCACGGCACCGGGAUCUCACGCCAAAUACAAUAAAACGGUUCUACGGUAUCAUGAGAUAAUUUGGGGAGACGGCCGAACUAGCGCGGAAUAUAUACCUCUCGAUGUUCCUGUCUGCGGCUUUUUUAAUGAGCUCUGCCCAGAAGAUACUACAACCACUCUAAUAUUAGCGAGCACCAUAUCGGUAGCAGCGGCGUUAGUCAUCAUCAUUGGUCUUUUCAUAAAUUCCGCCAGCGGGAGUGAUUGUGUCUCUAACGAGGGAGAGAGCUCCGCUGUUGACACCAGCCACAGUUCAGUCCUUGGAUCAUUCGGCUCCGUCAUGAAGGGCUCGUCCCUGAACGACACGAAAACGCUGUUAGCGCGGUAUCGAUCCACGAUCGUCGUCGUGAAGAGCAUCAGGAAGGACAAAAUAAAGCUAGACAGACACAUCCUCGCACACCUGAGAGAGCUGUUUUCUGUGAAGCAUCCGAAUCUGGCCACGCUAAUUGGGAUGUGUCUGGAGACGGACAACAUCAACGUCUUGUGGGAAUACUGCAUAAAAGGAAGUAUUCAGGAUCUUGUGAGCAAUUCGAUGCAGAUAAAACUGGAUGGUGCGUUUCAGUUUUCUAUUGCCAACGACAUAUGCAGGGGCUUAGCGUUCAUUCACGGCGGACCCAUGAAAUACCAUGGCAAUCUGAAGAGUACGAAUUGUGUAAUUGAUAACCACUGGGCGUGCAAGUUGACAGAUUUUGGAAUGGAGCCAUUAAGACUGGGACAAUCAUUGGAAGAACACGUUACUGAGACAGACGAGUACUCAAAAUUAUUCUGGAUGGCUCCAGAGCUGCUUCGUCACCACCUGCUGCGGAUGCCGUACAUCCUGACCCAGCAGGCCGACAUCUACGCGCUGGGGAUCGUGCUCAAGGAACUGCUCUGUCUGAACACUCCGUACUCAGAGGAACACAAUCUCACGCCUAAAGCGAUCGUUCAGCUGGUGGCCCACCCGACUGACCGGCUGAUGCGGCCGAUGAUCCAGGACCUGCAGGACGACUACGCGUCCAUCCGGAACGGCUUCAAGAAACUCAUCUGCAGCUGUUGGGCCGAGGACCCCCUCAACAGGCCGGUCGUCAAGAAGAUCAUCGGCACCAUCAAACAACUCAGUCCUUACAAAUCGUCGACAGUUCUGGACAACAUGUUCAUGAUGAUGGAGCGCCACUCGAACCGACUGGAGGAGAUGGUCAUGGAGCGAACGGCCAACCUCGAGGAUGAGAAGAAGAAGACGGAGGCGCUCCUCUACAGGAUGCUGCCAAAGACAGUAGCUGAUGAAUUAAAGUUGGGAAAGCACGUGAAAGCGGAAUAUUACGAUUCUGUGACGGUCUACUUCUCCGACAUUGUUGGAUUCACCAGUCUCGCCUCACAGUGCACCCCUAUGCAGAUAGUGGAUUUUCUCAACUCACUGUAUUCUCUGUUCGAUGACAUCAUCCAGAAAUAUGACGUCUAUAAGGUAGAGACCAUAGGGGAUGCGUACAUGGUGGCAAGCGGACUUCCGUUACGCAAUGGGGAAAAGCACGUGACGGAGAUGGCGGACGUGUCGCUGAACUUGUUACAGUGUGUGCUGAACUACCAGAUUCCCCACCUGCCGAGCAGACAGUUACAGAUUCGAAUAGGUUUACAGUCGGGUCCAGCAGUGGCUGGUGUGGUGGGGCUAACGAUGCCCAGAUACUGUCUCUUUGGUGACACCGUCAAUACCGCAUCCAGAAUGGAAUCCAACGGAAGACGUAAGCGAACUAAUUUGAUUUAUUAA